AUGCCUUCCAAGUUUUCUAUGAAAUGGCAAGUCGUUGACAUACUUAGCUACCCAGUGCCUCACCACAUCUACGACGCGCACGUCUAUCCACGGAAAUCGUCCAAUGGCUCCAUUGUCAUUGUGUACGGGAAUGAAUCGGGGCUACGAGUAGUCUGGUAUGCCGGAAGGAAGUUCAAACCACCAGCGUCUACCGCUCCGAAGGUCAAUGGCCAUGGCAAGGAUGACCCCAUGGUGAUCGACCUCGAGAGCGACGAUGAUGCGCCAGAACCUUCGAAGAAAGUCGAGUUUGAGGAAGAGGUGGACGAAAUUGAUCCAUCCGCACCAUACUACGGCGUGCUUAGAAGUCUUGAUAUUCCCCUCGGAAGCGCAGCGCUACAGUUAGCUGUACCUAAUGCGCACGAAGAAGUCUCAGACUCUCUACCAACAAUAUUGCGAGACCAUAUCGUCGUGACAGCAGCAUGUGCCGACUACACUAUCCGCGCAGUCGUCGUCCCUCUGGAUCCUCCCUCGCCAGACAUAACAGACUCGUCCAAAUGUGUGUUACAGGUCCUGAAACUGCCAAUUGCCAGUGCUCACCAAGAGCUCAUCUCCAGCAUUGCCAUUACUUGUACUACGGAAGGGGAAGAUGAUUCGGAAGAGCAGUUGCCAGAUACUCAAGCACUAAAAUGGUCCUUCCUGGUGGCCUCGACAUCUGCUUCCGGAUCAGGCUUGCUAGUUGUGCACCAGAUCUUCGUAAAGGGCAACAAGUUGACGGAUGCUAGCCUUCUGAGACGCGCCACCCUUAGGUCUCCGAUGAUGACAGCGAAAAUUGCCUUCAAUAACGCACUACCUCCUGCAGAGAGACAUUCGACACUGCUUGUUACGAUUCCGGACAGUCCUUGCGUGAAAGUCUACCAGGUUUUCCCACCAAAAGUUCGGCACCGCCGUGGCUCAGCUGCGACGACGGACUCCGCCUCCACUUCAAGAUCAGUCACAUCAGCCAGCGCAGGCGGGAAGUUUCUUGUCACCCUGUUACCAGAAUUCCAGACAUCGCGCAAGGACGAGGUAGUCAGGCGGAAACGUGUGCUUGAUGCGAAGUGGAUCUCUGCUGGUCGAGCUGUUGUUGCACUGCUCGAAGACAAUGAAUGGGGCAUCUGGGAUCUAGAAGCUGCCGGCCCUGCUGCAAACGAAGGUGUCAUCCGAGGACAAAAUAACAUUACCGGCAUCGUUGGUGGUGGCUGGACCAAAUUCGCAGUUAAAGGGGCGUUCAGCGCGAAGACAAAGGGCCCAAAAGACAAGCAGGACGCCCGAUUGAAAGAUCAAGAAGACCUACACCGAGCAUCAUUCGGCACGAUUUGUGUGAGUCCGGUGGCAGGCCGAAGAAAUGACGACUCAGUGGUACUCCGGACCGACAAUCAAGCUCAAUUUAUUUCGUCGAUUGCAACAUACUGGAAGUCACGCGCCACCGGCAAGGGCGCUCUCCAACCCUACGAUCGUGCAACUAUCCUGCCAAAUUUGCGAGCUGGUGGCGAGGAUAUCACCAGCAUUGCUAUCCUUCCAGAACUUCCGAACGAGUAUCGUCCAGCUUCAUUCGAUGUCCAAUCUACACCCAACUUUCUCAUCUCCACAAGUUCCAGAUUGAUUCUUCACGUAGCUCCUUUGGCGGAGCCAGAGCAGUUCAAAGAGGAGGAAGAGACCAACGCGUACUCUGGCGAACAAACUCUGCUGGAGUCCGGAAACCUCGACCUCGAUGGCGUUGAUCGAUAUCUCGAAGACAUGCAAAAAUCACAGACGGCACCUCAGCAGACUUUCCAGCCUCAAGCCAGAGCAAGACCCAAUUUUGGUUCCAGUAUGAUGCUAGAAGAUGAUGUCGACAUGGGGAUGGAUUCGCCAACUCCCACGAAGGUCUCGCAGUUUGCGCUGGCACCCAAGUCCGUCACGAAGAACAACCCUCGCAGACUCUUCUCUUGA
Cyphellophora europaea CBS 101466 is the source of this 1950-nucleotide messenger RNA. RefSeq lists its product as uncharacterized. Lineage: Eukaryota; Fungi; Ascomycota; Eurotiomycetes; Chaetothyriales; Cyphellophoraceae. The coding region runs from base 1 to 1950 and encodes 649 amino acids. The record is from RefSeq and is a predicted model, not a curated record. The transcript has a single exon.